Mycosarcoma maydis (corn smut) is the source of this 1095-nucleotide messenger RNA. RefSeq lists its product as uncharacterized. Lineage: Eukaryota; Fungi; Basidiomycota; Ustilaginomycetes; Ustilaginales. Bases 1 to 1095 code for a protein of 364 amino acids. The record is from RefSeq and is a predicted model, not a curated record. Gene Ontology annotation, biological process: positive regulation of transcription by RNA polymerase II. Gene Ontology annotation, molecular function: protein dimerization activity; DNA-binding transcription factor activity. Gene Ontology annotation, cellular component: RNA polymerase II transcription regulator complex. The transcript has a single exon.
AUGGCGGCCAAUCACUAUCCCAGUUCGCGCCCACAUCCGCACCUUCCUCCUCACCUCAGUCCGCUGCCACCACUCGAACCCUCAGCAGAGCGUCACGGAUACCACUACAAUGCCGGUCGUAGAGGCUCCACCGAUCCCAGCCUGCAUGCCUCGUUAGCCGCCUCGGCGAGCGCCAGCUUUUCCCAUGGCGCUAGCUCGGGCUCGUCGUAUGCCAGUCCUAGCCUCUUUGACGCCCCUAGGCGUCGCAGCGUCCAGAUCGAGCCCACCGUGCCUUCGGCUCACGCUAGCCCCUUCGCUAGUCCAGGUCACUCGGGUCUCCACUCGUCUCGUUUUAUGAGCCAGAACAACAGCCCCACCCCUCUUAUCCACUCGCACUCUGCCGACGAUCACCACCACGCGUCUGGUACGAUCGCUCAUCCGAGCCUGCCCACAAAUGCAUCGCACGACGCCUCCGAAACUUCUCGUCACGGCCAGAUCCAAUCCAACUACCAAUUUGGCAGCUAUCCUCCUCCACCCAACCCCGAGUAUCGACUGGAUGACAAGCAAUCUCAUCCGCGCAUACCUCACCUCAGUGCUCCCGACGGCGAAGGAGGAGGUGCCCUGAUCGAAGGCGGCGGUCUUCUCUCGGAAUCUCGACGUGGUUCGACGAGCAGCCUAGGCGCCUCCAAGCAUCUCUUGGUGGACAAGGACUCGAAGCCGUACAGUCGAUCUCCCGAGCUUCGCGUCAGCCACAAGCUUGCCGAGCGAAAGCGUCGCAAGGAGAUGAAGGAGCUCUUUGACGACCUGCGCGAUCAGCUGCCCGUCGACAAAGGACCCAAGACGUCCAAGUGGGAGAUCCUCAGCAAGGCGGUCGAACACAUUGCUCAGCUCGCCGAUGAGAAGAACGAGCUGCUGGCCGAGUUGGACCUUUUGAGGGCUCAGCUAGGACGUCCGCGCUCCGGUGGUGCUGCUGCUGAUUCGGCUGGUUCUGCUGGUUCUGCUGGUUCUGCUGGUUCUGCUGGCUCUGCUGGUGGCGCUGCUUCGGUGACACUUGAAAACGAGCAGCAUUCACACUUGAAUAGUCACCGAGCCGACUACAGCCACAUGUCGCGUUGA